AUGUCCCCACCAACCACUAACACCGGCCUUGUCCCCACCCUCCCCGCGUUCAGCAGCCGCACCCAGCUCCCCAACCACCCCCAUGGGCUUCGCCUCCACCCUGCCCGCUUCCCUCUCCCACUGCCGGCCGGGGCACACCUUCCCGCCCUUCACAAGCCGCCGCCUGCCAUUGGUCGCCGAGUUGCUACCCUGCGUGAAGUGGAGCACCCCAUUGGCUCGAAGAUUAAAAUGGAACGCAAGGUGUCAAAAGCGAGAAGAAAAACAGUGCGAGGAAAGCGAAAUACCAGCAGGAGUCCGAGAAGGCGAGGGGUAGAGAGUGGAGACACCAACGGGAGUGAGAAAAGGCCCAGUAUGGAGAGCUCUGGAGAAUGCACCAGCCCCUACACAGAUGCUAGUCCAAGAUUUAUGGCGAUGCUGCAGGAAGUGGAACCUCGUGUGGCUCGUCGCCGCCUUUCUCAGGCUCGACAUCGUGCAAAGCUGGCAGGUCUUUUCAAUCACCUACGAGAUACAGUAUGUCCUCUUUCCAAAAGGACCAAAAGAACAACUUCAAAAUGGCAGGUAUUACGCAAGGCAAAGAACUAUAUCCUGGAUUUAGAAAGAAAGCUUGAAAAUCUGCUGAAACUUAAAGAAACAUAUCAUUUGAAAGAUGGUCAGCCAUCAAGCCUGGAAGAAGUAAAAGAACAAUAUAUUGGUUACUACAAGGAGCACAGUGACAUGGCUUCAACAAACCCUCCUGGUAAGACAAGAGUCAGUCUUUGGCAGUGGCUGAGAGAAUAUAGAAGUCAUCCCACGGAGAAUGAUGUGAAAUCAGUCUGUUCUCAGUCUCCUGUGAAAUCCUCAACAGAACUCCUAGAAUUUGAAGGUUACCUGAACUUUUAUAAAGAAACGGUGGACCUUUUGGUGGAGAAUAGGAUUGUAUCCAUGGAACAGAUCACCCUCCCUAUUGUAUCAAAAGCAAUUUCUCACCUCUGGCAGGAAAUGUCUGUAGAGGGGAAGGCAGACAUCUUCAAAAAAUGCUCUCAAAGGGUGUGUUUCUCCCCAGGCGAACAAUUCACCUUGCAGAUACCUUUUCCAAUGGACUAUUCUGCAAGGGACCGAGCCUUAGACAGCCAGGGAGCAAGUGGUUCUUCAGAAUCCAAUCACGAUGAGAUGCUCUUUGAAGAUGCAUUUGAUUUAGCUUCAGGAUUCCUCGUAAAACCAGAGCUGAAUACACUGACAGGAAUAAAAGAGGAAAGCAGCUCUAUCUUCACUCAUGUCUCCUCCAAAAACCCAGAAGAGACCUGUGUGCUGUACAAGGAAAUAAUUAAUUUUGUGAUGGCUCGAUCUGAUACAGUCACACUCCAUUCACAGGAAAGUUCUCCAAACCUUGAUGAUGAGACAGUCCUCCUGAGAUGCACAGAAACAUUUGAUGAUGAUCUUUAAUUUAUGGAACUUCUGCAGAAA
This is a messenger RNA of Pristis pectinata (smalltooth sawfish), 1443 nucleotides long. RefSeq names its product stimulated by retinoic acid gene 8 protein homolog. Gene Ontology annotation, molecular function: protein dimerization activity. Lineage: Eukaryota; Metazoa; Chordata; Chondrichthyes; Rhinopristiformes; Pristidae. Gene Ontology annotation, biological process: meiotic cell cycle; cellular response to retinoic acid. The coding region runs from base 1 to 1422 and encodes 473 amino acids. The record is from RefSeq and is a predicted model, not a curated record. The transcript is spliced from 9 exons.